Molecule: messenger RNA, 1870 nt
Organism: Pundamilia nyererei
Lineage: Eukaryota; Metazoa; Chordata; Actinopteri; Cichliformes; Cichlidae
Gene: meox1
Product: mesenchyme homeobox 1
Exons: 3
Coding region: 435-1235 (266 amino acids)
Biological process (GO): positive regulation of transcription by RNA polymerase II; somite development
Cellular component (GO): nucleus
Molecular function (GO): DNA-binding transcription factor activity, RNA polymerase II-specific; RNA polymerase II cis-regulatory region sequence-specific DNA binding
Source: RefSeq, a predicted model, not a curated record
AGAGUUGUGAAAACAGCCAGCCCGAGAACGGGAGUUAUACAGUUGUGGAUGCCGCUUUCCCGAAGAGCAGCAACUUGGUUAGAUCUGGGAAGGAGAGAGGGUGUGUGUGAGAGCGACGCAGAAGGGAAAGUGUGUGAGAGUGUGUCAGGACCAGAGGCUCCAAAGGACGUCACGCACGCUCCCAGAGAGAGAGGGAAACGUGCUGUCACAGGAAGGUGUCUAUCCUCACGUGCUCUGGGCUGUGGAAGCAUCAACAGCCUCUGACAGAAGUGAGUAGAUGCAGUGAGACAAUGGUGUUCAUUUAGUCAGCUGAAGUGGAUAUUACUCAAAAGUGACAAAGAUAUCGAUUUCUAGUCCUAACUUACUUUCUGAGAGAGGUUGAAAUUCCUCGACAGGGAAAAGACUGUGCUCGUGCGAAGGGUUUUUGCAUCACGAUGGAUCAGCCGGCCAGCAGCUGCAUGCGGAGCGCCCAUCCCAGCAGCUCCAUCUGGGGCUGCAUGAGGAACCCUCACUCUGGGGUCCCAGGGGUGAAUCUGCAGUCGCCCUACCAGCAGGCCCCGUUCUCCCUCCACCAGAAGCCUGAGUUCCUGGCCUACACAGAUUUCUCCACCUCCUGCCUGGUGUCGAGCACGCCGCACGCAGCCUACCCUCGCGAUGACAGACUGUACCAAGAGAGCCAAGGGGGUUACCAAAGAGCUGACUGGCAGUUCAACCAAUGUGAGACUCGUGUGAGAGCACCUGAGGCCUGCCCGCCUGUUGCCCCUGCAGUAAUAGGUGGCGGCAGCAGUGGGGCUGGAGGGCCUGAGCUGGACAGUGUAGGGGGGGACAGGCUUCCAGGCACCAUGCCCGGGUGUAUGGAGGGAGAAUACUCACCCCAGAGCGUGGCGUCGGCCGAUUCGGACAAGAAGAGCUCCAAUAAGAGGAAAAGAGAUGUCACAGAUAUCCAGGAGUCCAGCUUUAAGGUGGAUUCCAGCUGCAAGGCAAGAAAAGAGCGCACAGCAUUCACCAAGGAGCAGCUGAGAGAACUGGAGGCAGAGUUCACCCACCAUAACUACCUGACCAGGCUGCGUCGCUACGAGAUCGCUGUAAACCUGGACCUCACAGAGAGACAGGUUAAAGUUUGGUUCCAGAAUCGGCGAAUGAAGUGGAAGAGAGUGAAGGGAGGACAAUCGGCUUCGCCCAACGAGCUGGAAAAUGACGACAUAGACUCAGCUGCUUCACCCAGCUCUGAAUGAUGUUUUUAAAAAAUUGUCUUCGGACAAAAAAGAAGAAGAAAAAAAAUAACGAGGCCUGCGCUCAACUGGACACCAACGCAACCUUUGAUUUUAUGGAAAGUUGGCUCCAGGAACCAAAUAAUUCCAGAGACUUUUUCAUUCCCAAGAAGAAAACACCAAGCAUCCGUCACUGUUUUCUGUUGUAAAUAGUUGAUUUAUGUCCAUAAUGAACUGUAUUUUCAUACAACUUUGAUAAAUACUCCAUUUAAGAGGCCCACUCUUGAUACUCCUGAUCGUUGUAUAUUAGUGACAAAGUCCAUACAGCAGCUUUAAGGCUAGUGAUGACAUAUCAGGCCAUGAUGUGAUUGUGUUUGAGGUCCUCCCCUUUGCUUCCAGUAUUGUAAUCAUGGCCUUUGACGCUUGACUACAACCACCUGGGAAAACUCAGACUGCACGAGUGUUGCCAAGGCCUAAGUGCCUCCGAAUCAGAUUUUUCUUUUUUUUCAUUUUGAGAGUUUCUUUUUCCUAGAAUAUAGUUUUUUGGGUUUUUUUCUUUUCAGUAAGGCAUUUUUACUAUGUUUUAUACCAUUUGAAUGUUGUUGAUAAAACACAGAUGUUGACUGUUUCUGCAAAUAAAAUAAAUCAUCUGUUGCAAA